UCAACUCAGUUGAAUACCAACAUUUGUUCAGGAAACAUCACGGACAAAUUUUGCUUUGAAAGAUGUCCGCUGCUAGAGCGUCGUGAAUCGUUAUUAUAUUAUAUUAGAGGCUGCUUGGAGGCCAUAUGUGAGGGAACACAUGUUAGUAGUGACUCAGCCUCAAGCCCUGGCCGUGAAAUGAGAACUAUAGUCCCAAGGGUGUGAAAUGAACGAUUGGUCUGGUUCAGGAGGGUUGACCCCCCUCCAUCCAUCCAGCUACCAUCUACCGGUCAAUCAAGCAAGCAGCUACCAUCAGGGUAGCAGUUACCAUCAGGCAAAUAGCUACCAUGGUGAUCAGUAUAUACAUGCUGAUAUAUUUAAUGAGUUGCAGCAUGAAGUUAGUAGUCUGCUAGUUCUGAAAGAUGCGCUUCUUGAAACCUUUCCCCAUCUACACCAUCGGCUUCAUGGACAGGACGGACGGAGGUUGGGUAAAGAGGUUGGAGGGGGAGGAGGAAGUGGAGGGGGUGGUGGAGGAGAGAUGUCGGACGAGCAUCCAGUAUCCUGGAGUACUGGAAGUAUACCAAGGAUGCGCAGGAUUAGGAAGAGUCCGGAGGGAAGCUCAACAGGAAGUACCGUGGCAGAUUCCGGGUUUUCAACAGAAAAGGGUCAGGAUUCAGUAAGUACACAAGGGGGCAAAUAUUCUCCUCCUGAAGUCCGGUGGGAUACUUGGACAAUGUCUAGACACGCCCCCUCACCCCCUUCCCCGCCCCUAGGGGGAGAGGACGAACUCAUGAGUCUCUUAGAUGUUAUUCAUAGGAAGGCAGUUAAACUACGAAGUCAAUCCAAUCAGGAUGAGGAUCGAAGACUCCAAGAUCAGAGAAAGAUCUCUGAUAAAUCCCGAAAUCCUGGUCCAGGGAGCAAUCUUGGAGCAAUCUCUGAAAGUAGUGAACUCUACGAUCCUUACAAGGAUCGCCGGAGAUCUGAACUGAAUGGAUCAGACAGAGAUCAUCUUGUGGAUCGUAUCACUGAAUUAGAAAAUGAAACAAUUAGGUCCCGAAAUUGUGUGCUAAGACUGGAGAAUGAGAUGGUAAAGGUGUCCAGGCAGAAAGAAAUGUUGGAAGAGCAACUAAGAUUGAGUGAGGGAUCAAAGGAUAAGGAGGGAUCCUCUGCCUCCGGUUCUACCAGAGCUCAGUCGGAGGGACCUGGAGGGAUCAUUCAUUCCGUUCAAAUUCUUACAGGAGAAUCUCGGCGCGCGAAUUCACCAGAGUCUGCGCGCAUGCUCAGUCAGAGUGAAACCAACCUUCGUAUGGCCGGCCGGGGCUCAGUGAACAUUGAAAUCCGGCAACCAGGGGAUAGUUUAUCUGGUGAACCGGGCAGCCGGGUUCAUCGGCCGGGCCGGCUUGGUCUUCCACCUAGUGUUAGUGUUGUGAAUCUGCGUACAAGCAGUGAAAACUUGUACGGAACCUAUGGGCCGGUACACCAAGGCGGUAGCGUGGAUGCGCUCAAUCGGUAUCCACCUAGCGGUCAAUUAGUGAACCAAUAUCCCCCUAGCGGCCAGUUAGUGAACCUUCAUCAUACAAACCAAAUUCAUUCAGACCAUUCAAAAUACUUUCAGACUAAGCUGACCGGACCUCCAGUAUCCGGUAAAGACCCGACGCAUGCGUCACAGCUCCGACGUGUCCUUUCCAACGAUAAAUUGGCGCAAAAAUCCCGCUCAGUGGACAAUCUCUUCGAGGCUCGUCUACGAAAGGCGACCAGCGAAAUCAGCCUGCAGCCGCGUGCAGGAUAUAACGAACACAAUGCGCGCUUGAAAGGAACAAGUUCAGAGCAGGUGCUUACGAGAUUAGGAAAACAGGAAAAGGUAAAACUGUCUGGUUCUGUAGUAUCUGUGCCUGGUGAGCUGGGCCGGCACGGCAGGCUGGUGGUCCGACCCAACCGUGAAAGAAUCCGCCAAAUUCUUGGAACCGGUUCUGUUCUUGAACUACAGAGACAGCUGCUCACUGCAGUCAUGGAGAAUGAGGUUUAUAAAACGCAGUUGACCAAAAUCUCCGAAGCCUGGGACGGAAAAAUCAAUGAUUUUGAAAAGGUGAAUUCUUCUCUUCAGAGUAAUUUAUCAAAACUCCGAGCUGAAAAUGAAAGAUUAAGACUCCAGGUGGAGGAAAGAUCAAAAGAACUGGAGGGAACGAGGUCUCGGCUAAGUCAACUAGAAUCAACCUCAGAGCCGCAGAAAUCCCAGCCUCCGCCAUCCCAGCCAGUUAAACCCGAUCCCGUCCCAUCCCGCUCCGGUCUUAUCAAUAAGUCUGAAUUAUCUAAGAUGCGGAGCACCCUGAAACCUGCUCCGGUCGAGAGAUCUGAACCUAUCCGGAUUAACUUCACGGAUAAACCUGAACAAACCAACCGGAGAUUGAGCCAACCCGAGCUUGACCUCUCAGGACGUAUCACAAGCGAGAACUACGUCAAAUAUCCUAUUUCCGACCUCAGAAGUCCGGUUGACCCCAAAGUGACCUUUGACCUCGGUCCUAAAAAGGCAAAACUUAACGAACUCCUCCCUCCGGUCAAACGGACAAUCCCGCUUGACCGACCGGCCUCUCAGCUGCCCACAGAUGCCCGGCAAAGGUUACAAGAGCUGGCCGGGCACGAUAUAAAGCGGAACUAUCGGAAGAACAGUGAACCCAUCCGUCCAAGCAAACUGAACAUCAGCAAUGGAGUGUCGGAGAAAUAUAUAGUUGCUCCGUCCGGACAAUCAGCGACAAAAUCUCCAACUCAGCCGCAGCGUACAUACAAUCAAAUACCAGCAGCACACUCCCCUUUAGGCACUCAGUUUCCAGUGACCGGAACCGGAAACGUUGGUGAGACUGGACCGCUCAAACGUACUUCUUUAACAAGAAAAGACAGUAGAAAAGACUCUCAGCUGAACAGCGCAAAAAACUCGCUAAUCAUGAAUUUUCAAAACAACAAUGUUAAAAAAUCAGGCCGAGAUACCCCUGUCACACGGGGCUCCACCGGAAAUAGAACUAGGACGCCAUCUGUUGAACGAUCAAUAACAAGCAAAGACGAUCCGAGCAAGGAAAUUUCGACACUCCCAUCAACUGUCAAAAUCGGAUCUUCUGGAGGGCGUCUACUACCUGCCCCACCACUCCUAGACGGAAAAACGUUGCCUCCGAACAUGUAUGAUGGAAAAACGUUGCCUCCAACCCUAACUAGUAUCGAUAUUAAACAGCUGGAGCAUGAAACUAUUGCAGAUCUUAUUGCCGGGAUUCUGCAGAAAUGUUCAAAAAGAGAUGAGCAUAAAAGGUCUACUGCUGGCCUUCGUCAUCAUACAACAGAUGAGUCGGAAAGUGAGUCCAGCCGACCCCAGACCGCCGUUCAAGUCACUGAGCUUACUGGUCGAGUAUCAAACCCAACCGGAAGUACUACUACUAUUAGUACUCCAAACAAGGGGACUUCAUUGAGUCGGGGUGUUUCAAACUCACAUCCUAAAUCCUGGGAAACGUAUAACCAUACUGAAGAAGAACUUCAUAUCUCCCACACCACCCUUUCUCAAUCAAACAACUCCACGGCACAAACCAACGACUCCACCCCAAGAUCGAAUACAAACUAUCUGGAGUAUGUACAAGGGAGUCGACCCAUUUACUCUAGCCAGGACUCCCUUACCCUCCCAGACUCUCUCAACGACUUCGAGGGGGAGGACUACCAAAGUCCAACUAUCUAUCCGGACUCUCUCAGUAGUAGGAAUAAAUUCAAUCGUCUAGGAGUCCCUGAUGAUAUUGACUCCCUUCAACUUGAGGAACUGGGAAAAUCUGCCAACUCUCCGGACUCCCUAAAUGCGGGAAAAAACUCCCCAACAGGAGAGUUCUUUGACUCCAUAACAUUAGAGGAGAAGAAGGUUGGGGAAAUCAAACGGAGAAUUAUUCCUUUUGGGGAAAAUUCUCUCUCCUCUGGGAAUUCUGUUUUUACAAGUCAAGAUGCGAGCUUAGACUCAAAAGAGUCAUCCCCUCCAGUAGACAAUAUUAAACAGGGAAAUCCAAUUGAUUUGUACACUAUUCAUCCUCUUCGGGAAUCUCCCGCAGAUUUAAGAUUUCACCCGCUUACAAACCGGUUUUCAACCUGCCCCGAUCUCAGUGUUAAAGAUGACCAAGAAUUCGCGGAUUCCGAGCCCACUAGCCACCAAACCAAAGAUAUGAUGACGUCACCAGCUCUAAUGGCGGCGCCUCACAAUUCCAAUCUUCGAAAUGGAAUUUCCAUCGCGAAACAGGCGACAGAGAAAUUGAAAUGGAAGUUUCUCGGCUGGUAAAUUUAUCAAUAUAUUCAAGUCAAAAAGAAAUCAAGUCAGAAAGUUAAAACAUACCAAAGAGACCAAAUAUUUUGUGAUAAACAAUCCAAAAAUUUAAUGCUACAAGUCCGUUGUAAGGGCUACAUGUCUGCAAACUAGCCUAUUCUUGUGAUAAAAAUGGCGCCCUGUACUCUGCAGCCGUGCAAUAAAUUUUAUAGAGACUUAGAAUUAUAUAAAUUAGGCAGUGCAGCCGGGUUAAGUAAUAUAAUGAACUUAUACAAUAUAUAUGUGAUAUCAGUUAUAUUGAAUAAAAUAUAUAUUAUCAUGAACA
Eurytemora carolleeae is the source of this 4583-nucleotide messenger RNA. RefSeq lists its product as uncharacterized. The record is from RefSeq and is a predicted model, not a curated record. The transcript is spliced from 16 exons. Lineage: Eukaryota; Metazoa; Arthropoda; Copepoda; Calanoida; Temoridae. The coding region runs from base 206 to 4273 and encodes 1355 amino acids.